UCUUGGGGAAGAAGUUGAUCUCCAGGGCACAGAGAGUGAUAGGAUCUGGAAAGCUCACUGGGCUUGCCUACUGGAAACCCAGCCGUCCAUCAAAGCAGCGUCCUUGGCCCUGACUGAUAUUUUAAUCCUUCUUCACAAAUCUCCAACCUGAAAAAGGCAUGGUCUACUUCUCUUGCAUCUUGGGGUUCUGGAUUUUUCUUCUUCACGGCUAUGUCACAGGAUAUUCCAAGCAAAGGACCUCGGAAUCAGGAAGUGUCAGGAACUGCACAAUCAUGCCUCCGCAUCUGCCUCCUACGGUGACCAACACGAGCGAGCGACUGAGCACUCUGCGGCAGCUCAUGCGCUCCCACAACAUCACAGCUUACAUCAUUCCCUCCACGGAUGCGCACAUGAGUGAGUACAUUGCAGAACGGGACAAAAGGUUAUCCUGGAUGUCAGGCUUUACCGGAUCAUCAGGGACUGGAGUGGUCACCCUGCAGAAGGCGGCCCUCUUCACUGACAGUCGCUACUGGAUCCAGGCUGAACGCCAGAUGGAUUGCAACUGGGAGCUGCAGAAAUUAGUUUGGAUUUCAUCUAUUGGGGAGUGGAUACUUAAGGAAGUUCCUGCUGGGGAGAACAUUGGAUUGGAUCCCUACCUCAUUUCCAUUGAUGACUGGAAAAGCUACAAUCAGGCCCUCCAGGAUUCAGAUAGGAUCCCCAUCCCCAUAGACGGCAACCUAGUAGACCAGGUGUGGGGUGCACAGAGGCCUCCUCCACCCACCAGCAAGAUCUACGCACUCCCAGACAACUUCACGGGGAGCACCUGGCAGGAGAAGGUUUCCAAUAUCCUGAAACAGAUGGAGAAUCAUAUCAAGAAACCCACUGCAGUCUUGCUUUCUGGUCUGGAGGAAACGGCCUGGCUUUUCAAUCUUCGAGGAGAUGACAUCCCUCACACACCCGUCUUCUAUGCUUACACUCUUCUCACUACAAAGAAUAUCAGUCUCUUUGUGGAUGUGCGUCGGCUGAGUGAAAAGGCUCUCCAGUUGCUGACAGCGCAGUGCCUGGAUUCCUUGUGCAUUCGGGUGGAGAGCUAUGAAAACGCAAGUGCUGUUGUGACAUCUUAUGCCCAGCAGGACGGUGUUCGCAUUUGGAUCGGAACAGAGUACACCACUCUGGAGCUCUAUAGGAACAUCCCCCAGGAGAAACUCCUGGCAGAGGACUACUCUCCUGUCAUGAUAACCAAAGGAGUGAAGAAUGCCAAGGAGCAGGAGAUGCUGCAAGCCGCCCACGUACGAGAUGCUGUAGCACUGAUCCGAUACUUGGUCUGGCUGGAAAAGAAUGUUCCCACCGGUUCUGUGGAUGAAAUCUCUGGGGCACACUACGUGGAUCGCUUACGUAGGGAGGAGCUGUACUGCCAUGGACCCAGCUUUGAGACCAUCUCUGCCAGCGGUCUGAAUGCAGCUCUGGCCCACUACAGCCCCUCCAAUACUACCAGCCGGACACUGUCUGUGGAUGAAAUGUACCUUGUGGAUUCUGGAGGCCAGUAUCUGGAUGGAACAACAGACAUAACCCGGACUGUCCACUGGGGGGAGCCCACUCCUUUUCAGAAGGAAGCAUACACACGUGUGCUGAUGGGAAACAUUGACCUUUCCAGACUUACCUUUCCAUCAAAAACAUCAGGCAGAGUGGUGGAGGCUGUCGCACGCCGAGCCUUAUGGGAAGUGGGACUCAACUAUGGCCACGGCACUGGCCACGGCAUCGGCAACUUCUUGUCUGUCCACGAGUGGCCUGUGGGCUUCAUGUCCAACAACAUACCCUUGGAAAGGGGCAUGUUCACUUCGAUAGAGCCAGGUUAUUAUCAGGAUGGCGAAUUUGGGAUCCGUCUGGAGGAUAUUGUGCUCGUGGUAGAAGCGGAAACUAAGCACCAAGUGAGUGAAACACCCUACCUGACUUUCAAGGUUAUCUCGUUGGUGCCUUAUGACCGGAACCUUAUUGAUGUGAAGCUUCUAUCACAGGAGCAGAUCCAAUACCUCAACAGCUACUACGAGACCAUCCGCAAACAUGUUGGGCCUGAACUGGAGAGACGCCAACUAUACGAAGAGUACCGUUGGCUGCAGGAGAAUACGAAGCCCCUUUCUCCUGCUUCUCUGAUGGCCGCCUCCCUGGGCACCCUUGCCAUGAGCACCCUGGCCUCUACUCUUGUGACUGGUGUGUAGGACUGAGGGGCACCCAACAUUAUCUCAUUGCCCCUCACCCCUGCUCUUAAGCCUCACCGGUCGUAGCAUUCAGAACUUCCCUCUGCUGCCUGCCUUUAGCUUAAGAGCAUCUUGGCCUACCUGACUGCUACUAUCCUUUUUCUUUGGGAUCAAACCGUACCGCGUCUCCCUCAAAGACUGAUGAUAAACAAGGACAUAUUUUUACUUCUGAGCCAACAGUUUCUAGCUGAGUUGCAGUGGAGGGCAGUGUGCCUGGGUUGCCCGCUUCCCUGAGUAUUUGUGCCCUCUGCAUUGGCCAAGACAAACAUGAAACACACGCGCGGAGCUAUCUUCUACUGAGCCAGGACAUGAAUCUGUCAAAUCUGGUCUUGUCCAUUCUGACUGGCAGUAGCUCUCCAGGGUCACUUGAUCUUUUUAUUUGGAGAUGCCAGGGUUUAUGCUGGGACCUUCAGCAUGCAAAGCAAAGUGCUCUACCACUGAGCCAUAGCCUCACCCCAUAAAUAUGAACCUGCCUUAGCUCAAGACCCUUUGGUCCGUCAAGGUCAGUCUUGUCUACUGUGACUGGCAGGAGCUCUCUAGGGUCUCAGGUGGAGGUCUUGCACAUCACCCUGUCACAAUCUUUUUAUUUGGAGAUGCCGGGGAUUGAUCCCGGGACCUUCCGUAUAUAAAGCAGAUGCUGUACCACUGAGCCAUGACACAUGGAGCUGUCUUGGUUCAAGUCAGACCAUGGGCUCAUCAAGGUCAGGCUUGUCUGCUUUGACUGGCAGCACCUCUCCGGGGUCUCAGGAAGAGGUCUUUCACAUCCCCGUCUACCUGAUCCUUUUAAGGGAGAGACUAAGGAUUGAACCAGGGGCCUUCUAGAUGCAAAACAGCUGCUCUGCCUCUGAACCACAGCCCCAUAUCUAAGUGCAACAUACUGAAAAGGGAGCUCUCAACAUAUUGGUCAUUGUUUUAUCUUACUGAUUCCCCUCCACCCCCCCCCCCACAGCAGUAGUCCCUUCCAGGGCUUUUUUUCAGGGGGAACGCAGGGGAACGGAGUUCCGGAACCUCUUGAAAAUGGCCACAUGGCUGGUGGCCCCGCCCCCUGAUCUCCAGACAGAGGGGAGUUGAGAUUGCCCUCCGCGCCCAAUCUAAACUCCACUCUGUCUGGAGAUCAGGGGGUGGGGCCACCAGCCAUGUGACCAUUUUCUCUGAGGGCAACCCACUGAGUUCCACCACCUCUUUUCCCAGAAAAAAAGCCCGGGUCCCUUCCACUUUAUGGCAGAAAGCUUCACACCACUAACAAAUUCCAGCAGUUUGAGAGCAGCACUGCGAUUCAGUAAUACACAGAAUUCCUUUCAGGGAGAAGCUGUUGCUCCAUAAUCCUCUCAAGGCUUUAAGAACACAUUAGGCAGGAAGACAAGCUGAGAUAAGAUAAAUGUUUUGUUGUUUGAUUACACCGGUUUUAAGUUUUACCUUGGAUCUUCGAGAUAGCUUCUGUAAAUAAAAUGGCUCCUAGUUAAUGUG
This is a messenger RNA of Eublepharis macularius, 3701 nucleotides long. RefSeq names its product X-prolyl aminopeptidase 2 (gene XPNPEP2). Lineage: Eukaryota; Metazoa; Chordata; Lepidosauria; Squamata; Eublepharidae. The transcript is spliced from 21 exons. Gene Ontology annotation, molecular function: metalloaminopeptidase activity. The record is from RefSeq and is a predicted model, not a curated record. Bases 159 to 2195 code for a protein of 678 amino acids.